AUGCAUUCAAGGGUGUUUUAUUUUCCUGGGAAGGAAAGCGGGCCUGACUACCAACCUCGUAUUUCCCGUCACGUGAAUGAGAAACUUCGUCAAUCCUCACCUCAGGCUCGCUCAUCAAGAACUUCUUUGCAAAGAAAUGAACAACCAUAUGUGCCUGUACUGAACACCUCCCCACAGGUGAUGCAAAAAGUCGAAAGCAGAAGUCCGUCUCGCGCAAAUGCGACGCGCCCAACGCGCGCCUCCUCUUUUUCUUCACUCACACCACACGGAUCACAGGUGGUGUCACCAUCACGACUUCGCUAUGUAGGAGCUGAGUUGACGAAACGAGUGAGUCCCAGUGACCUCCUUUGUGAAGCGUCUGUGGCAAAGUUUCGUCAGCAAAGCUCUUCGCAGUGUGUUCGGGACUCACUGAGGCAUCCUAAAGCAUUGAACACACUCCCAGUGAAUUAUGAAUCGUUCAGCGCAGUCCUACCUUGUUCGCUUCAUCCUCUGUUGCAACAAGCGUUGCUGCUGAUCGAGUCUACAGAGCUCGAAGAACGCCUGGCAUUUUGUCAGGAGGAGAUGGAUGCCUUUGAUUCAAUAAUCGCCUUACACGGUGUGGCGAAGGAGGUCGAGGUUAUUCGCGUUGCUGCCUUUGAAAUGUUUCACAUCGAAAGGGCGUCCCGACGCGCACUCAAGCGUCAAGAGCGACAUGAACGGCAGAUUCUCCGCCUUUGGUACUCCGAGAGCUACGAAGAUGCUCUGCUCUCGGGAGAAGUGCGGAUAAUUCGGCAGAAAUCUGAGGAAUCAAAAAUCUAUUUCGGUCACUCGCUUUCGCGCUCGCGAAGCACUUUUCGGCAACAGCAAUCACAGGAUCUUUUUGGUAUGGCUGCGCCUCGGAAUGGCUCUCCCUCGUCGAAAAAAGUGUCACGCUCACAAAAAAGUGACAACACCGCUCGCAUGGCUUCGUUUUUAUUCUCUGCAUCGGAAAGGCAAGAAGGCAUUCACGGCUCUUCUACAGACAACUAUGGCGAAGUGCUGCACAGCUCCCCUCGAGCGUUGUCGCCGAUGCCAUCAGAGCCUUAUUUUUCACACACCGUCGGCUCAUCUCGUUUGUUGCACAGAUCUAGCGACUCGGUAAACGUUGCAGAUAGGCGGCGGUAUUAUCGCGAGUACGGUGACCGUAGUUGGAGGACACUUGGAAGCAUUGAGGCUGACCUGGAAGAUCGAAUUGCCAGACAAGAGGCUUUACUGGUACCUGCAAGACAGAGCUAUCAAAGUAGCUCCCCCUUUUCUCUGAUUAGACAUCAGGCUCCCCUGCUGCUGCCGACGUCAUCAGAGGAUUAA
Leishmania mexicana MHOM/GT/2001/U1103 is the source of this 1326-nucleotide messenger RNA. RefSeq lists its product as hypothetical. Bases 1 to 1326 code for a protein of 441 amino acids. The transcript has a single exon. The record is from RefSeq and is a predicted model, not a curated record. Lineage: Eukaryota; Euglenozoa; Kinetoplastea; Trypanosomatida; Trypanosomatidae.